This is a messenger RNA of Pseudo-nitzschia multistriata, 6195 nucleotides long. NCBI's taxonomy places the organism in Eukaryota, Bacillariophyta, Bacillariophyceae, Bacillariales, Bacillariaceae. The record is from the annotation of a GenBank genome assembly.
UCCUAUUUUGACGUCAUUGUCAUCUCCCGUGCCGAUCUCUUCCGUCCAACUUUUUUUCCCCCGAAAAAAUGAGAAGUAGAACAAAAUCACACGAAUAAGAACGUAUCCGAUGUGUGACACAACAAUGCAACCCAUGCCGUCGACUGCCAUUAGAAAAGCACACCAUAUUGCGUAACAUUCGAUUCGAUAUGCARGUCCRCCAAGCAGCGUGUCAAUCUGCGGUSUCUCGUGCAGAGACCGAAACCAAUGGAAACACCAAGGUCGAGAACGAGGAUUCCGUUCAGCCGGAGACCAAGAAGCCUCGAUUGUGCAACGCAGAGCCGGGAAGUUGUGGUGGUAGUGACGGCGGCGAUGGUGAUGGCGGCGAUUCGAAGUCGCGUGCCCCGAAUCCGUCUGCUGCGACCGGUGGCAUCGGCACGGGAACGCACCGGAACGAAACUCUCCCGUCGACCCGUUGGCUGUUGAUUCCAACAUGCGACCGCAGCGGGCUCGGUUCUCUGGCAGCGGCACUACCACCUAGCCUCCGUUCUUUCGAAGAGAAGAAAAUUGGCCGGGACCUCGACAAACUUCGGGGACUGCUGGACCAACACGGUCUUCGAACCUCCAGAAUUUCGUCCCCGCGCGAAGCGGUGUCUGUGUACAAGGAUUCCUGUCUUGGCGGAGACGACGAGCCUGCCAACAGUUUUCUGAAGGACGGAACGGAUUUUCUUCUAGUGACGUUUGGGCUUCAUCCGCAGCAAGAAGAACUAGAAAAAUAUUUCAGAAGAUCCAUUCAGAAUACGUAUUGUCUACUUUUGUUCUGCAAAAAAAUGCGUGAAGAAUACCAUUCUUUGCUUGGCUUGUCGUCAUCUGAGUCGGCAUCGGCAUCGAAGUCACAGCAUGUCUCGGAACCUACGAAUGCCAUAGAUAAUGAGAUCAACAAACAGAUCGAAAUGUUAAUUGSCGAAAUCGAGAAKACCACCAGCGGACUUUUCAGAGAAUCAUUGUCCUCUACGAAAAUAGGAACCACGAAGGAGCAYCAUGGAGGUGUUUCCUCAAGAUUCGCCGAGGAACAAGUUACUGCUCUGAUCGAGCUUGCUUCUGCUGUGAAAGGGAAGCGUCGGUAUCGAGCAGAAGAAUGGAAGAAAGAAUACCAGCGAAUCUGUGUCGCCAACUCGACGAUUUCCAACGCGUACCUAUUUUUGCUCCAAUUGACACACGAAAUGUGUAUCCAGGACAUUCUUUUCAAAUACAAUCCGAAGGAGCCGAAAUACGAACGGAUCACCAUAUAYUUGUACGAUCCCGCCAUYGACUAUCGAAAGCCCGGUUUGUUUUCGUUCCUCCCCGGUYUGCGCACGGUUCUUACCAGGGGACCACAUGAGCUGGUAUCAGACAUGAUCGAAUCGUUUUGGUCCCAGGUUCUUCGCAAUGGUUAUUUUCCAACCGCUGCGAUCCAAGAAGUUCUCGAGCCACAGUUGCGAUCUUUUUUCCUUUCGGGUCUAGKCGCCGCCGACGCGAGAGGUACCACCUAYUUGCCUCUGCCUCUCAAGGCGAGCUUCGUUCCAUCGGCUCCGCUUUCCAUCUAUCUUCACGGAAAGGCAGGCGCGGGCAAAAGUUCGCUGGCAAAAGUCCUGCCCAUGGCCUUGCAAAGCACGCUAGAAGAACACAUCGAUCCCGAAUGCAUGGCACGGUUUGUAAAACAAAACCUUAACAAACGUUUGGAGACGCUCGAAUUAGAAUUCCAACUCCGUCCGAACAACAAUGACAUGUCUGUCAUGAGCAUCAUACAAGGUCGUCGCAUGGCCAUGAGUCAAUCGAAACCAGGUCUUGUGGUCUUGAAUCUAGAAGAACUACCGAUGGAUUCCUCCUUGGGUAACGACCCGAACCAAGAAGCGGUCGCACAGCUCAUCAGCCAACGCUUUGGGGGACGRAAAGGAAAGUAUCAAUCACAGGAAAAGCAAAGAAAUAUUGAGAACAAGGGCAGAAAUGGCCRUGGGAACAACGCGGCCCCCCGCAAUUCUGACAAACGAAGCAUUGGAAGAGACUUCUCGCUGGUCACGAUUUUCACUUCCAAUUAUCCCCUAGCGGAGAACUCGAAAACGGCUCUCGCGCAACUCGAACUCUACAAGUCUUUAGCACCCAUARAAAUAUUCUCAAUAACUGGAUCGGACCGACGUCAAUUUGCGCAAUCCUAUUUGAGUCAAUGUCUGACAGAUUUAUUGGAGGAAAAUUGCGAUGUAGAACUCUCGCCACGAAACAUGAUUCUCGAUAUUGCAUCGAUUUCCAGCGAUGGUGACACACGUCCACUCGUCAGACAGCUUAGAAUGUUUUCCUAUUACGUUGGAAAGUUGUUGAAAAACGCUUGCGUCGCAAAAGAGGGACCGAUUAUUGUGGAAGAGAUCAAAAUAAAACAAAGCGAUAAGAAUUGCACCAUAAGCGUACAAACCAAAACUGAAGGAAAUCAGAAUCAGAGUAGUCAGCAGAAACUAACAAUGGGAARUCUGAGCAAYUGGUAUCCUUCCGGGGAAUUCGUCUUCGAUUCUAGGAUCAAUCGARUAAUCGACAAACUAAAGACAAUCGCUGGCGAUAAAAAAGCUAUCGAACUCGCUGUAAUUUUGGAAUUCUGGUUUUCUUCAAYCCUUGCUCCAGCAGUCAUUCUCUCACAAGACAAGAAAAUUAUUGAGCAUAUAAUGGAUGCAAUCGACCGAAUGGGCAGUGGUGUCAAUUGCAUUCGAAGAAUUGACACUCAAACGUACAAAAUGAUCAAGAGUUUAUACGAUCCGAAAGAAAUGCCUAAUCUUCGCGAUGACAUCCUUAAGUUCGGCCGAGGUGCAUUUGUAGCCACAGAACUCAGCUGUCCUACUAGCGAUUCUCAGCUUUGCAUUCGAGAAAUGAUAGAGGACAGCCCAUCCAUGACUGCCUUUUCGAGCACGAAAUCAGCGCUUCAUAAAUCAGGGUUGCUCUUCGCCAUACACGUUGAGGGAGAAGUCACUCCAGAAGUCCUCUCGCGAGUUUCAUUCAUUCUCUGAAAUCUCGCAAGAGGGAAUCCACUCUGCUUCCACUUGUUCGACCAGAAGAUUGGUGAAGAUUGGUGUGUGGCUGCGGUAUUGCAAUUAAUUUUGUGAGACAGAAAGUUACUCGACCGAAAUAAAAAACACGAUAUGCGGACAUUACGAUGCUAGAAGUACGGUCAGAUCGUUUGUAAAAAAUUAAGUGAACUACAAAUAUAUGAUCAAAGAAAAUGGAUCAAGUURUACAGGCGUCGCAAUCACCACCAUCCAGAGGUCACAGUCGAUCCAGUAGCGUUAAGGAAUGCUUGUUCCUCCUCGUAGCAAGCCUCCUCGAAAGAGCGUGUCGUAUUUCCAAUCGGUUCAGGUACAGGGUAACCUGUCAAUUCAGUUUUAAAAAAAGACGGUCAGCAGUGAGAUUCCAUAUCUGAAAAAGAAAGAAUUUGUGUUCACCCUUCGUGUUUGCCGCCUUACCAAAAUUGAAAUGACAACGGCAGAUAAUAGGUCGCCCAUUGGAGCCGCAGCGAUAGUUGAUCUCGCAUACACUUUCACAGUCGUCGAAAGAGAAAUGAUAUAAAAUGAGAAAAUCGAUGGUUACGAUCAAACCGGGAUCGAAGGUCACCAAAUAUCGAGAAAAUCCUAUUCCUUAGCCUUACCUACGCCACAUGCUAUGACAUCCGAAGAGAUUGGACGUUUUUGCGCUGCACUGAGCUUCCUGAUGUUGCCGGGGCCUUCCUCCAAUACGAGCAAUGUAGUCUCGAUCUGGCAUAAAAUUGAAAACGUAUUUAUUUAUAUCGUCCAUGGUAACUUUGGGCGUAACAGCGUUGCGAGAUAAUUCAACACCAAGUCCAGAGAUACCUAUUGCUGGGGCUUUGGCCUGUGCUCCAGUAAUUAUUGCUAGUCCUCCCCCAAGAGAUGCUCCCGUCACCCGAAUCUUUUCAAAUGAUUCUCUGAAUGUCUCUACUGCAUCGGUUGUCACCUUAUAGUAGGCUACAUCAUUCAAUUGAUCUGAUUGAAUAAAGCUGAUAAACCRAACGAGCUGGGAAAACAUAGUAACGCACAGGCCAAAUCCAAUACGAAGAUUAUGAGCAAACACAAACAKCAUCAUUCAUCAAUCCACAAACCAAAGAUCACACUUGAUUACGAGUUYACUCACAUCGUCUAGAAUUGGCGUCCAAAGCCAGCCAUACGGGAUCAUCCAUUUGACAAGCUGCGCGAGUCCAGACGCCGACCARAGCUGCAAAUUCACCAUCCAAUCCCACGAAGUUUGCGAUCCUCGAAUCGCAAGAACCGCGAGGUCUGGGCUGUAUGGAAAAGUAAAUAAUUUGAAGUACUUUAAAUCGAARAAAUAGCACAAUAUUUGUUAWAUACUGGAUGAAGCGCCACAACACGUUCCGCGCUUCAAGAAACUUACGACUGGGACAAUCGAGUUGUUAGCUUCYUCCCGAUAUUCUUUAACCUUCGUAUCCUCGUCAAUAACUGCCCCUUCUCCGAACCAUUGAGGCAAAAGGUAACCAGUGACGUCGGUAGUUUCGUAGGCUAGAGCAGCGAGGUAGGCGUAGUCUCCAAGAGCCGUGUCCUCUUCUUCACCGCCAUCCACAGAAAUUUUGAAUCCUUUACUCAUGGAACACGACGGAUACUGCAGAGAUUCUUCGGCAGGAUAAGYAUAAUCAUCAACUAAAACAAUUGGGGGUCUCUCGCCAAGUCCAUCAUUCGAGGCGAGWGCGGCGUUAAAUAAAAAGUAUGUAGCAAGAACCAAGGUUCCGAAAAACCAUAUCCAGCGUUUAACCGCAWUACUCCGUGUGAUAUUCCGAACCGUUCCCGCAAGUCUAGCUUUCAAUACAAGCUUCCUUUCUUCACUGAGUCUUGCAUAUUUUUUGUGUUGAUUUUCGUACUCCGGUUCCACUUCGAUAGUAUUCAUUGAACCAAGUUCGCAAAGAAUAGCAGAUGGAUCAAAGUAAUAUCGUAGAAAAGAAAAGAACGAAAUGAUAAUGAAAACCACCCCCAUCGUGAUGUUCUUAGUCAAAAAGAGAACAGUAGCUGGAAAUAGGAUUAGCAAUAGACACUCCAAUAGCAUACCGAAGUAGCAUACCCAAGGCUUCGGUUGAACAACCCUGGAACUUUCCCAAAGACGGUACAWCGUCUCCUCAGACACCAUUUCACCACUACUGGUGCGUCGCACUUUCAUUGACUCGGCUACUGGCUCGUUCCCCUCCGGCUUGACUUUUUCGGUCGUGUUUUCACCUCCUUCCUCGAUCAGAUCAUCCUUGUGAAUGUCUCUAUACAUUUGGAUCAUAGUCUUUUGACUUUGAAUUAAUGGAAAUAAGCAGCAAACAAUGCUUAUAAGAGCAACCACGAUGUAACUUGCCCACCCAGUACUCAACCAUGCAAAAAUACUAAUCACAGUCACAAUGAUGAGGAUUGUUCCAAAUAUAUUGCACGCAAAAGUUGACAAAACCUGGGUACCAGUAAGAGCAGAGGGCCCCUKCACACUAAUGAUCUUCUGGCGCCUAGAGCUGGAGAAGAACAUUCCUUCAAGACUCCAGCUGUUUCUGGUAAUAAACCGAAGAUCGUCGAGAACUUCUUCGAUACUGUAAGUACGCUCGGGCGGAUCAAUCGUUUCGUACAUGAAUCGGAAGCAUCCAAGCUGGGCGAUGUGACUGUAAAUACUUUUCCUUGUGUAUGUUGGGUCGUGCUUGUCGCUGAAAGUGAACCCCCCUCCCGGUGGCACACACGUGUCGGUGACAAGGUAUUGCUCAUGUUUCUCUCCCGAAUAUCUAUGCGUCUGCACCAGGAGUAUCGCACAUCUAAUCUUGCUGAAACAGGAGGAAAGCUCGGUACCAUCAUCGUCACCAUAAUGGAUUGACACAAGCUUGAAGCAGGCAGAAACCUCACACCAAACUACAGCAAGCCCGAAGCAACAAAAGACGAAUGCGACGCACCCUAACCAUGCAUAGGUUGCGAUUUCCCAAGGAUUGUUCAGCCCUGCAUAGAGGGCACUGAAGAAAGUAGACAGAGGUAUCAAAAGGAAGAAUACAAAGUACAAAAGCUCGGUGACAACAGGCGGAGCUUUGAAUACAGCACGAAUAAGGAAUCCCCCCGACCAGGCCUCCGCGACGAAGGUAGAAGCAAUGGCCAUCAGAGAAGAAAACCCAAAGAGAAAGACCGGAAUACUCAAGAGAGUACUGGCCACGUCUAGGGCGARAAG